AUGCAACCAAACAAGAUUCAAAAGUUAGCGAAGGUGCUUGGAAGACAAAUGCGUAAGAAAAACAAAAGUGUUAAGAUUACUGAGUCUAAUGGUGUGUCUGGUAAUGGACAUGUUCACGAUCAGAAAUCCUAUGUAUCGAACAGUAAUCCAGUUGUGCGACAAUUAAGAAUGUUAGAAAUUUAUAAAUUUGCUGAUUCGAUUGAUGUUUUAAUCAUGACACUAGGCACAGCAGCAGCGCUGGCAUCGGGUGCAUGUUUUCCACUGUUAUUACUUGUCUAUCAGAAUGUGACCGAUGCAUUGGUUAACUAUGGAAAAUUACAGCAAAUAGCUGACUACGGUCUGCAAAAUUUAACUAACGUGUCUUGCGAAAAUGGAGGGUUUGCUUUACCAGAUACUACUACAAGUCCAAUAGAUGCCAUUCAGAAUGUGGUGAAAUGGUAUAUUGUGUUGGGAUUUUUAAGUAUUCUAUUUUAUACGAUUGCUUUCUCAUGUUAUAUGGUAUCUGCUGAAAGACAAAUUAGACGAAUACGAUUUCUUUUGUUUCGAAAUAUAUUGCACCAAGAAAUGGCUUGGUUCGAUGUGUGUGGAAAGGGAAAAUUGGGUAAUAUGUUAACAGAUGAUCUGGUUAAAGUGAAUGAAGGAAUUGGUGAUAAAGUUGCCGACUUUCUGUCAUUGAUAGCAAGAAUGGUUGGUUGUUUAAUAUUCGCACUGAUUAAAGGAUGGAAACUGACAUUAGUAAUUCUUGCCGUGGCGCCUCUUGUCAUAGUAGCGUUUAAUCUGACUAUACAGUUAACUAUUAAAUACAAUAUAAAGCAAAUAGAAGCAUAUUCAACAGCAAAUGGGAUCGCUCAGGAAGUAUUCACAGCCAUUCGUACCGUUACAGCAUUCAAUGGACAAAAGAAAGAACAAACAAGAUAUGCCGAAAGUUUACAAAAAGUACCAUUAAUUGGCAUUAGGAAAGGAGUUAUAAUUGGUUUCUGUCAAGUAUUUUCGAAUUUGGCUAUUGGAAUUGUCUUUACGGCUGCUCUUUGGUACGGACAGUACCUAAUUAAAACUGAAUGUCGAGCUUAUUCUGCUGGUAUUCUCGUCGUCAUAUUUAUCGCUUGUUUGAAUACAACAUGGUGUCUCAGUCAGAUUGUACCCAGUUUAGAAAAAUUUGCUGAAGCAACAGCGUCAGGCAGUUUUAUUUUUGAAAUCGUAGCACGAAAAUCAAAAAUUGAUUCAUCGAAAGAAAAAGAAGGAGAAAUACCGAGCACUUUGAUCGGCGAUAUCGAGUUUAGGAAUGUUUAUUUUACUUAUCCUGCACGAGAAGACCAAACGAUUUAUUUAGAUAAUCGUGACAUCCGUAAUCUUAAUAUCGAAUGGUUAAGAUCGCAAAUAGGAUAUGUCGGUCAGGAACCGAUUCUAUUUGCCGGAUCGAUUCAAGAAAACAUACGCUUGGGAAAACCAGACGCAACAAAUGAAGAAAUUCAAGCAGCGGCUAAAAUGGCAAAUGCGCACGACUUUAUUACGAAACUGGCUGAUGGGUACAAUACUGAAUCGAAAGGGCGUCUUAGCGGUGGACAGAAACAACGUAUCGCUAUUGCUAGAGCAAUUAUAUCAGAUCCUCGUAUUUUAUUACUUGAUGAAGCUACUUCUGCUUUAGAUAGUCGAAGUGAAAAGGUCGUACAAGAUGCAUUGGAUAAAGCAAAAGAAGGUCGUACAACUGUCGUGAUCGCGCACCGAUUAACAACAAUUAGAGAUGCUGAUAUUAUAUUUAUGUUCGAUCAGGGGAAAAUAGUUGAACAGGGUACACACAAUGAACUCGUACGACAAGAAGGCUUGUAUUAUCAAUUGGCAAGCCAAAAAGCAGCUGAAGAAGAAGAACAGCCCGAAAACGAACAAACUGAAACCAUAAAUCGAGAGGCAAAUUUAACCCCUCGUCGUAUGUCAUCGAUUGAACUUGAAGAAAAUGAUGAAGAUGAAAAUCUAAACAAUGUAGUCGUUCAAGAAUCAUCUGUAAGCGAAGCACCUCGUGCUUUUUUCCGACGGCCGUUUUCUUAUAAACUGUUAAAACUCAAUUCCCCAGAAAAGUGGUAUUUAUUAACUGGUUCGAUUUGUGCUCUCUUAUUUGGUGCUGUUGAGCCGGCUGUCGGUCUGGUUUAUUCCGUUGUCUACGGGCUUUUAGCAAAUUCAAACUUGGAAGAGCAGUCAACUCAAACAAGAAAUUUAUCACUGAGUAUCUUUGGCAUUUAUGUGUGUGCCGGUGUGUUACAAUUCCUCAGUACGGUGACAUUUACAAAAGCGGGUGAAGAAUUGACAAUGAGAAUGAGACUGAUGACAUUUGCAGCAAUACUAAGGAAAGAAAUGGGAUGGUUUGAUAAAGAUUCGAAUAGUGUUGGAUCGUUGAUCACACGUUUAUCAAGUGACACAAGUGCAUUAAAAGGUUUGACUGGAGUACGCCUUGGAGUUUUAUUACAAUCACUGGGUGCAGUCAUAGCAGCAUUUGUUAUCGCAUUUCAAGCAGGAUGGAAAUUAACGUUUGUAGUACUCUGUUUUACACCAUUGCUGAUUUUAUCGGGUUAUCUGCAAGGGCGAACGCAAACAAGAGCUGGUCAUUCAAAAACAGCGAAAUCAUUUGCCGAAGAAGGUGGCAGGUAUGCCGUUGAAGCUAUCCAAGGUAUUCGUACUGUGGCAACGUUAAAUAGGCAAAAAUUUUUUAUUAAAAAAUAUGAAGAUAACUUCAAUAAUGAUUUCAGUGUCGGACGAUCGACAUCAGCAAUGCCCGCUUAUGCUAAAGCAAAAGCAGCAGCCUUGAGAAUUAUGCAACUAAAAAAUCACAGAUCGGAAAUCGAUCCUGAUGAUGGAAGCGGUCUCAAGCCGACCAAAGUUAAUGGUUGUAUUGAAUUCCGUAAUGUCGAUUUUGAAUAUCCGGCUCGAAGAAAGAUACAGAUUUUGAAAAAUUUCAGUCUUAUUUGUCCCCAAAAUCAGACAACUGCACUCGUAGGCUCUUCCGGAUCAGGAAAGAGUACAGCCAUUGCUCUACUGUUAAGAUUUUACGAUCCAUCCAAAGGAGAAGUUUACCUGGAUGGCUAUAAGUUGAAAUCAUUGAAUGUUCAAUGGUUACGUUCGGUUAUUGGUUUUGUACAGCAAGAACCGUUGCUAUUUGGAGGAACGGUCCGAGAAAACAUUGCCUAUGGGGAUAAUAGUCGAGAAGUGCCAUUUGAAGAAAUCCAAGAGGCAGCCAAAAGGGCGAAUAUUCAUUCAAGAAUAUUAAAGCUACCAAAGGGUUAUGACACACCCUGUGGUACUACAGGUGAUACACAAUUAGCCGGUGGUGAAAAGCAGAGAGUUGCUAUUGCUCGUGCCCUCGUCGGAAACCGGAAAAUCUUGCUGUUAGAUGAAGCAACUUCAGCUUUAGACAAUCGUUCUCAACAGAUUGUUCAAGAAGCAAUAGAUGAAGCUCGAGCAGAUCGCACCUGUGUAACCAUCGCUCAUCGUUUAACCGCCAUACAAAACAGCGAGAAGAUCGUUGUGGUGGAACGGGGUCAACCACGGGAAGAAGGAACGCACGACGCAUUGUUGAGACGACGGGGCUACUAUUAUAGAUUACACAGAGCAACACAACAUCAGGGAACUAAUGAAUAA
Didymodactylos carnosus is the source of this 3627-nucleotide messenger RNA. Lineage: Eukaryota; Metazoa; Rotifera; Eurotatoria; Philodinida; Philodinidae. The record is from the annotation of a GenBank genome assembly.